AUGGAAGAAAGCAACAUUAACAUCACAGUGAAGUUCAUUACAGAAUCGAUACCAAUAACUGCAUCGCAUGACUCAACAGUUCAACGCUUGAAGAGCAUUCUUGUACCUCUCACUAGUGUCCACCCUGUUGACCAGAAACUCAUCUUUAAAGGCCGAAUUUUGGAUAACGAGAAGUCUUUGAGAGAAUCUGAGAUCAACAAUGGAGCCAAGAUCAUGCUUGUGGGCACUAAAGAUUUCAGAGCUGAUAAGGGCCGUAUUAUAUUGUGGAAGUAUACCAAGUGUAUAGAUUUGGCCGCGGAAAACCUGAAGGACAUUCCUGAAAAAGUUUGGCGUUGUGCACCUUUUAUAAGAACCCUUAAUAUCGGCUACAAUUCCAUUCAACAAGUACCUCACCGGAUUGAUUGUUUUAUUGAAUUGAGGGAAUUGUAUCUUUCGGGAAAUGAUUUGUCGGAUGAAUCCAUUAGCUGGCGAGGACUCACAAGUCUGAAGCUUCUACAAGUUCUAUGUUUAGCCCUAAACUGUUUGAACACUUUGCCUCCGACGCUGGGUCUUUUGACUUCUCUGCAGAGGCUAGAUGUUGGACACAACAACUUAACUGCCCUCCCAAUUGAAAUAGGAAAUCUGACUGAGCUUGAAGAUUUGGAUGUCAACAAUAAUUGGAUUAGUUCCAUUCCUGCAAGUAUAGGCAACUGUACGUGUCUUAUCAAGGUGAAUCUUUCAUCAAAUUACCUGUCUGAGUUGCCAGAUGAAUUCUGCAGUUCGCAUAACUUGAAGGCUUUGGAUAUCAGUGACAAUGCUAUGAAAAGCCUCCCAAAUUCUUUAUUCAAGAUGUGCGACCAGCUAUCAAAUUUGGAUCUUCGUAAUACAGAAAUCACCAGAGAUACCCUAUUGCAGUAUGAAGGAUGGGAAGAUUUUGACGAGCGCCGUCGUGCAGAGCGUCAGAGGCGAAGAGAGGAAAUUUUUAUUCCUGCUGAAUUUGAUGAAUUGGCUGAUAUUAUAUUGAGUGAUCCGUAUCCGGAUACAGAUACGGAUGGUAGUUCUACAAGAUUUUCUCCCUCGAACAUUCUGUUGGAAGUAAUGAAAACUGUUGAAUUACUGCCAGGGUUUUUGGCGCCAAGCUUGAAUGUUGCUGGGCAGAUUGCAGUUGGUGAAGAUGUAGAUCUUUCAUCAAAUCAUCUGUCUGAGUUGCCAGAUGAAUUUUGUGAAGGAUGGGAAGAUUUUGAUGAACAGCGUCGUGCAAAGCAUCAGAAGCAAAUAGAUUUCAGAGUUAUCAAUUUUGCUGAAUUUGAUGAAGGUGCUGAUAAAAAUUCAGUUGAUUGUUAA
This is a messenger RNA of Pistacia vera, 1323 nucleotides long. Its product is annotated as LRR repeats and ubiquitin-like domain-containing protein At2g30105. Bases 1 to 1323 code for a protein of 440 amino acids. Gene Ontology annotation, molecular function: protein binding. The transcript is spliced from 14 exons. The record is from RefSeq and is a predicted model, not a curated record. NCBI's taxonomy places the organism in Eukaryota, Viridiplantae, Streptophyta, Magnoliopsida, Sapindales, Anacardiaceae.